Molecule: messenger RNA, 1341 nt
Organism: Trichomonas vaginalis G3
Lineage: Eukaryota; Parabasalia; Trichomonadida; Trichomonadidae
Exons: 1
Coding region: 1-1341 (446 amino acids)
Source: RefSeq, a predicted model, not a curated record
AUGAGCGAAAAAAUCUAUGUGAUUCGACGAAAAAUCACAAAGGUUACUCCAACACCCAUUCCAGAUACAACGUUCAGACCACCAUCAGCACGUAGAGUUACUCAACAAGAACCUAUACCUACAACAGAAUAUUUCGAGAGAUUAUCAAGAGUAAAACCGCAACCAGAAGAAGAGGAAAUUGAAGAAAUACCAACAUAUACUAAUGCACCACCUGAAUACCAGGAGGUAGACUUCAGAGUUACGCAUGGACUACUCCAACGAAAUGAAUAUAUUAUUAACAAAAACGUAAAACGAGAAAUUGAAAGGAAAAAUGCUGAGCCUGUUGAAUUUAACAAAUGGCAGCAAAAAAUGAAGAAAAAGGAUGAAGACCAGAGAAAAGAUUUGAUUGCAAAAAGGCACUCAGAUCUUGAUAAGUGCAGAAAGCGUGCAAAAAAAGCCAAAGAAAACUUGAUCAAAGAACAAUUAAAUAAUGGAUCUCAAAUACGUUCUGAAAUACGAAAACAAUUAGAACAAACUCAAGCUGAAAUUGAUGCAGAACGAGAUGAAAUAAGGCGACUAAAGAGAGAGAUAGUUGAUGGUGCUCCAAUUGCUGUUGCAAAAAUGAUUAAAAAAAAUCGAGAUGAGACUAAGCAGAUGAAAGAGCAAUACAGAGAUGAUCUUCGUCUUAUCAAGCGCCAGCAAACAAUUGAAAGAGAAACUCGGGUUGCUCAGGCAAACAAAGUUCGAGAGGCCGCCAAAAAUCAUGAAUUAACAAAUAGAGAUCGAUAUGUUUCUCCAAUUUCAAUCACAACUUCUCAUUUUCUCGCUGAUCUAACAGAUGAAGAAACGGAAAAACUUCGCGCCGAAAAUUUAGCUGCACAAAAACAAAAAGUACAAGAUUUAAUUGAACAACACCGCAGAGCAAAAGAAGAAAAGAUCAAUCAUAUGAUAGAAUUACUAAACAAAGAAACAGAAUAUAGAGCGAAGCAAGAAGAAGAACAUGAAAGAGCUCGUCAAGCCAAAAAGGAAAUGGAAAUGAAGAUUUUAGAAGAGAAAGAAAAAGAAGAAGCAGAGAAAAUGCUAGCUCUGGAAAAGAAACUUGAAAAGAAGAGGAAUGCAAGGAUAAAAGAAGCCGAAGAAGCUGAAGAACACAUGAAGCAGAUACAAGCUAGAAAUAGAUAUCUAGCAAUAAAUAAAAAGGCAAUGAAGGAAAAAGCUUUUCAAGCCAAAACAGAUGGAAACUUGAGAACAGCAAAAGAAAGACAAAUGUCACAACUUAAAACGGAAGAUAGGAAUACGCAACCAAAGAAGAAAAAGAUUGAGCCAGAAUUGACUAACUUAAAGAGCCUUCUUGGUAUCUAG